AUGAGGCUACUAGGAUUGAAGGCUCGAAUUUCGGAAAUCAAGACCGAUAUCCAAGCUAUUAAGGCUACUGUGGAUUUAUUGGAACCGAGAGUGACCUCAAAUGAGACGGAUAUUAAAGUAAUCCACGACGAAAUAGCCAAAAUCAAGCAGACACGAGAAAAUUACAGUGGGGGUGAAUCUGAGGAGAUUGUCAUCCAAGAAAUCAACGAGCGUCUAUUUCGGAAACGGAAUAUCAUUAUCUUUAACCUCAAGGAGAGCUUGAGCAGGGACACCAAAACUAAAAAGGAGCAUGACACUUUGCUGAUUUCAAAGGUAAUUGAUGCCUUGAAUAUCGGCAUUCAUGUCAACGGCCUGAAAAUUUUCAGGUUGGGCAAGCCAUUAAAAGAUAAAGAUAGACCACUGAAAGUUGUUUUUUGUUCGGUAGAAGACGCGAUGCAGUUCGUUAGCGGCUUCUCUAAAGAGGCAAUUUCUGAGGUUGAUCCCGCCCUCUCUGACAUUUCUAUAUCGAGAGAUCGCACCAUGAAGGAACGGCAAUAUCUUAAGAAGCUGAGGGAUGAACUGGGGAGACGCAGGAUGAAUGGGGAAAAACUGACCUCAUCUAAGGUUAGCGGGGGAGGUGUUUUGCUUGCAAUAAAGGAUAACAUACUAUCCCAAGAAAUCAUACCAAAGAAUAGAUCUGUAGAAUGUGUUUUUGCUACUGUCAAAUUAUCAUCUAGUCAUCGGAUGCUGGUCGGCGGAGUCUACCUUCCACCUAACAUGCCCUCAAGCCAAUACUUUGAUUUUGCCUCAAUUGUCGAAGAGCUGCUCUUCACCUCUGAAAAUUUUGAACCUAUCCUGUUGUUGGGCGAUUUUAACCUCCCCAACGCGGAUUGGGAUCCUCUCGGCUCUCAAAUUCAUGAUCCUGCGAGCCAGCCAAUCAAAGAUCUUGCCCAUAUCUUCAAUCUUACACAGGUCAACGGUGUUAACAACGACCGUGGAAUAUUACUGGAUCUAGUUUUCUCUUCCAGGAUAGACAUCAGUGUCCGAAGGUCUCUUGAUCGCCUUGUUCAGGUGGAAUCACAUCAUCCAGCUCUCGAUAUUACCGUUCCAUGUUUCAGACCAGUCACUGAUAAUAACAGGACCCAUAUCUACGACUUUAGGAGGAGUGAUCUGUUUGAGAUAUUUAGAGUGAUUCAGGGUUGGCCGUAUCCGGAACUGAGCAACGUGAUGGGGGAUAGUGUGGAGACAGCAUUCAUUGAUUUUUGUGGUUCUCUCAGUGGGGUGAUCAGGGACUUGACCCCCACGAAAGUACUUGGAAAACGCAACUUCCCUUGUUGGUUUUCAUUAGAGCUGAAGGCACUAGUCAUUUUGAAAAAGAAGCUGCACGUCAAGUUCAAAAAGUCAUUAAAAGACUCUGACUAUUUGGAAUAUCGUAGUGUUCGUGCAAGGUGUAGGACUCUAUCCGCCUCCUGUUACAGGGACUAUAUACUUCGUAUUGAAAACUCCAUACCAAGCAAUGUGAAGGUCUUCUGGGGACACAUCAGGAAUAUGAAACGCAAGUCUUCAGCACUUUCCAACCUGUACCUUGACAACGUGACAGCGGACACCCCUAAAGGCAUAUGUGACUUGUUUGCUUCUUAUUUCUCUUCUGUAUACAGGCUCCCACAAACACUUCCAGUUCCUUUGGAGCUGGAAACCUCAUUCCAUCUGUCAGGUUUUCACAUCUCAUGUGAAGAAGUGGAGGAGACAUUAGCUGGGCUGGAUGAAAGGAAGGGCGCGGGGCCAGAUGGGAUUCCCCCAGUAGUAUUGAAGUUUUGUAGUGGUAUCUUGGCUCCACAUGUCACCCAAUAUUUCAAUGCUCUUCUAACUCUGGGCAUUUUCCCUAAGAACCUGAAGUCGAGCUUUAUUGCACCUAUCCUGAAAAGUGGUGAUCCAGUAAAUGCCAAGAACUACAGACCUGUUGCAAUUCAGCCUGCCCUAGCCAAAGUUUUUGAGUCCUUGGUCUUACGUAGACUUUCAUUUGAAGCCAAGAACAUCAUCUCUCCAGCUCAACACGGUUUUAUGAGGGGAAGGUCGGCAACAACCAAUCUCGUGACUUUGCAGAAUGACAUUACAUCCUCCUUCAGAUUGGGCCACCAGGUCGAUUGCGUUUAUCUUGAUUUGUCAAAGGCUUUCGACAGGAUAAGCCACAUUCAUCUCCUAGCAAAACUUAGGACUUGGGGAGUGACUGGAUCUCUCUUGAUGUGGUUCGAGAGUUACCUGGCGAAUCGUCUCCUCGUCGUGCGUCAUGCCGUUUUGAAACCGUGUUCCGAGACAACAAAUACAUCAGGUUUGAGUUCGUCACACAUGAGCAUUUAG
Messenger RNA from Homalodisca vitripennis (glassy-winged sharpshooter), 2337 nucleotides. RefSeq lists its product as uncharacterized. Lineage: Eukaryota; Metazoa; Arthropoda; Insecta; Hemiptera; Cicadellidae. Bases 1 to 2337 code for a protein of 778 amino acids. The transcript is spliced from 4 exons. The record is from RefSeq and is a predicted model, not a curated record.